AUGUGUGACCCGACAUGGAAGCCACCCGAGAAUAAAGCCACAGAGUUGCACUCUUGGACAAAAAAGAAAUCUGAAAAGGUACCAACUGUGCUGCUCCAAACCGCUCAAGUGUGGGCAGAGGGACGAAGAAGAGCACUCACCCGUCUACUCUUUGACGGAGGUAGCCAACGAAGCUUUGUCACUAAAAGACUUUCACGUGAACUGCAACUCGAGGUUGUAGGUGAAGAGGACAUCACAAUCUACCCAUUCGGAGGAGCAGGAAACAUUAUCAAAGAGAAGCGCAGAAGAGUAAAAAUUUGGCUAAGAAGUCAAUACGACCGUAAAGAGCACUCUAUCGAAGCUCUGGAAAUACCGGAGAUCUGCUCUGAUCGGCUUCACGUUCCUGAGGACAUCCUAAAAGAGGUGCAAGCGGACAUGGAUGAACUGGCAGAUAUGACUGUUGCGCCAGCCCAUUUGAUGGGAGGCGGGAUCGACAUUCUUAUCGGUGCUGACUAUUACUGGACUUUGGUGUGUGGUGAAGUAAAGAAGCUGCAAGGCGCACUAGUUGCUGUAAAGACCGAAUUUGGCUGGACUCUGCAAGGAGCGAUUCCCAGCAGUAGCUCAGCUGCCUACUGCUCAACCGUGGCAGUGCUGCGUGCCGGAGUGUUCGCCGACACAACCAGCUUGUCCAAGGAGCUUAAAUCGUUCUGGGAACUUGAGAGCAUUGGAAUUAUUGACUCUUGUGCCCAAACGAGCGAAGAAAGCGAAGAAGUCAUGAGCACCUUUUCGGCAUCGGUAGAGAAAAUGAACAAGCGCUAUGAGGUAGCACUGCUCUGGAAACCCUUGAACAUGCAACUCGCCGACAACAAAGCUGUUGCAAAGAAGCGCUUGACUAACCUCACAAAGAAGUUAAUGAAAGAUGAGUCGACACUGAUCAAGUAUGACGAGGCUAUCCGUCAGUACCUGGAUCACGGGUUCGCAGAACGACUUCCAUCGCAAGAAAGCAACAACGAUGUAAACAGAUUAUACUACAUGCCUCAUCGUGCAGUUUUUAGACCUGACAGCCUUUCUACCAAGAUUAGAGUCGUCUUUGACGCAUCUUCUCACGAUGCAGGUUGUAUAUCUCUGAACGAAGCCCUAGAACCAGGACCGAACUUGAAUCCAGAUUUACUUAAGGUUUUGCUGAACUUCAGAAUUCAUCGUAUUGGAUUAAGUGCAGACAUUGAAAAGGCAUUUCUGCAAAUUUCGGUGCAACCGGCGGAUCGCGCUGCCCUCCGAUUUCUCUGGUAUGCACAUCUUCCAACGAAGGAAGACCCAGAACCUCCUAUUGAGGUCUGGAGAAUGACUCGUGUCCCUUUUGGCGUGACAAGUAGUCCAUUCCUCCUCGCAGCCACCGUGCGCCACCAUCUGUCCACGACAGGAGAUUAUCCACAAAUAAGAAAAACCAUCGGCGAGAGCCUUUACGUGGACGACCUCAUAACAGGAGCGAACACAGUGGAGGAGGCUACAGAUUUCUACCGAGGGGCACUAGAUGUCAUGAAUCGAGCAAGCAUGACACUGCGUAAGUGGAACUCAAAUUCCAAGAAGCUGCAACAGCUGUUCAAUGACGAAGGAAGCGGAUGCGCCCUUGGCUACGUAGAAUGUCCAACAACAAGUGUCUCACGGGUCCUCGAACUUGUAUGA
This is a messenger RNA of Dermacentor albipictus, 1662 nucleotides long. RefSeq lists its product as uncharacterized. NCBI's taxonomy places the organism in Eukaryota, Metazoa, Arthropoda, Arachnida, Ixodida, Ixodidae. The record is from RefSeq and is a predicted model, not a curated record.